AUUUUAAUCUUCUUUAUCUUUCAUAUUAAAACAGUUUGGCCUAAUAAACCGCAGAGCAAGCUGGAGUUAAUUAAUUAGUUAGUUGUGUGAUCUCAGCAGGAAAUGUAUUUGCUUCAGAAGUCUGUUGUUUUGUGUCCCGCUGGUGAAUGAAGAGAACAAGAAGAGCGCUGAUAAAUUGAACACAUAUUUAUUUUGUAUGUGGACAGUCUAUGUGAAUGAGAUGUCGUCUUGUGGGAGCUUAAAUAACUGCAUGUGAGCGCGGAUGAACUUCUGUGUCUCUCUGAACGAGUUCAUUCGGUGGGCUUCAUCUCUAAGCAACAUACUGUCUGUCACCUAGCAACAAUGAGAGCUGCAUCCCGCUGCUCGACACACAUGAGAAGCGUGAUUAUUUCUGCUAUGAGUUCAUGUGACCCUUUGACCUUUGACCUGUAGUUACAGCUACGACCUGAGCCAUUCGCUGCAGUAUAACAUGACGCUGGAGAAACUGAGGAGCUCAACACCAGCGGCAGACAGGACAGCUUUGACAUCUUUGAAGAGGAGGGACUCCCCACUCAAUUGGCUCUAUACUCCAGAUUUCUUUGUUGCGUGUUGAUAUCAGAUGUUCUUUAACGCUGGCGCUCAGAGCUGUUGAUCUACGGUCGGCCGGUGUAUGUCACGCUCAUCGCCCGUCGCUCCAGCCGCUUCGCCGGGACACGAUUCCUCAAGCGAGGAGCCAACUGUGAGUGGACCAGGCCGACCUGUACGCUCACAUCGCUCCUCUUCACUUCGAUCAGAUGCUGCAGAGGUUUGGAUCGCCAAUCAUCAUCCUCAACCUUGUCAAGAAACGAGAGAAGCGGAAGCAUAAGAAGAUCCUAAGUGAGGAGUUUUACCCCCGCCAUCAUCAACCUGAACCAGUUCCUCCCACCAGAGCACGUAUCGAGUACAUCACUUGGAACAUGGCAAGAUACACCAAGAGAUUUGCUCAUCUGGGUCAGAACCAGCACAAGGUGGAGGGAAAUGAUGAGACCAAGAAAUUAGACGCCGUCAUCACCCUGUGGUUGCUAACAACCUAGAAGACCAUAUCAACACCCUGGCAGUGUGGCAGUGACUUUUGCACAGGCAAGUGCUGCUUAAAUUUUCUUUAAAAAUGUUAAAAAUAUAGUGUAAUUUUAUCAUUUGUUGAUUUGAUUAAUUGUUUUGUGAAUGAUAUAUUUGAAAAUUAUAUUUUAUUACUGAAUUAUACAUAUAUGUGCACAUCUGACUCUCUUUCUCUCUCUCUCUCUCUCUCUCUCUCUCUCUCUCUCUGUGCAGCA
Molecule: messenger RNA, 1292 nt
Organism: Cyprinus carpio (common carp)
Lineage: Eukaryota; Metazoa; Chordata; Actinopteri; Cypriniformes; Cyprinidae
Product: FIG4 phosphoinositide 5-phosphatase a
Exons: 6
Coding region: 774-1052 (92 amino acids)
Source: RefSeq, a predicted model, not a curated record